AUGGAGGAUAAAUACAUAGGACUCGUACUAGCCAUCACCUCUUCUUUGGCCAUAGGAAGUUCUUUCAUUUUGACAAAAAUGGGCCUAAACGCUGCUUCCGAGAGAAACAACAACGAAGGGGCUGGCUAUGAGUAUUUGAAAAAUCCAAUUUGGUGGGGAGGGAUGGCCACGAUGGCUGUUGGUGAGGUAGCUAACUUCGCGGCAUAUACCUUCGCGCCUGCAAUUAUGGUUACUCCGCUAGGUGCGCUAUCUGUAAUUAUCGGUGCAGUCUUGGCGGCGAUAUUUCUCAAGGAAGAGCUUGGAACUCUAGGAAAGUUGGGGUGUGCCAUAUGUCUCCUUGGUUCCGUGAUCAUUAUAUUGCAUGCUCCAUCUGACAAAGACAUUGAAACUGUCGAUGAAAUCUUGGGUUACGCCAUGCAGCCUGCAUUUGUACUCUAUGCUUUGCUGGUGACUGCAUUUGCAGUUUUUAUGAUUUCUAGAGUGGUUCCCGUCUAUGGAACGAAAAACCCCAUGGUUUACAUAUCUAUAUGCUCCACGGUGGGAUCUAUUUCGGUGAUGGCAAUCAAGGCAUUUGGAAUUGCUUUGAAGUUGACUUUAAGCGGCAAUAAUCAAUUCACGCAUCUUUCUACCUACGUCUUCAUAAUCGUUGUGGUUGUAUGCAUUAUGACACAAAUGAAUUAUUUCAACAAGGCGCUGGAUCAAUUUGAUACAUCUAUUGUGAACCCUCUUUACUAUGUGACAUUUACGACUGCGACUCUUACCGCUUCCUUCAUUUUGUUCCGUAACUUUGAUGAAAGCAACACAAAGGACUCCGCGUCAUUAAUAUGCGGGUUUCUCAUUAUCUUUUCUGGUGUUUACCUUUUGAAUUUGGCUAGAAAGAAGAACCACAGUAGACUAUUCAGCCAUCAGCAGGAUGUAGAAAACAUUCCUCUGGACAACAAUAUUGGAGGGUUUGUGAGAAAAUCUUUUCAAGGUACGCACCACCGCGUGGCCUCACAGACGUACCAGAGUGAAGAAAUGGUGCACUUGACUGGCGAAGACGAAGACGUUGAACGGUUUCGUGUCUAA
Molecule: messenger RNA, 1068 nt
Organism: Lachancea thermotolerans CBS 6340
Lineage: Eukaryota; Fungi; Ascomycota; Saccharomycetes; Saccharomycetales; Saccharomycetaceae
Product: KLTH0C04532p
Exons: 1
Coding region: 1-1068 (355 amino acids)
Biological process (GO): magnesium ion transport
Cellular component (GO): membrane
Molecular function (GO): magnesium ion transmembrane transporter activity
Source: RefSeq, a predicted model, not a curated record